Molecule: messenger RNA, 1614 nt
Organism: Lactuca virosa
Lineage: Eukaryota; Viridiplantae; Streptophyta; Magnoliopsida; Asterales; Asteraceae
Source: the annotation of a GenBank genome assembly
GGAAAAAAUAAGAAGCUGACCGAGACCGAUUGUCUUCUUUAUCCCUCGCAUGCCCUUCUCCUUCUCUAAGGUCGUAUUUUCCUUCCGUUCCCAUCUCAUUCCUUGUAAAUCCUCCCACCUCUCUCCUCCCUUUCCUUCGUUCUCACCGAGCAGAGCCGCCCUUGGCCGACCCUCCACCAGUGACGCCUCCAAACAAAUCGAUCAAACUUCUUUUCCCCCUCCUUGAACAAAAUUUCUCUUCAGCGACUUCUUCACCCUUGGUCGGCCUCUGCAUCACCGGCUUCUGUUUCAUCAGCACCGACCACAUCGUCUUGCUCCUCCAUUCUCCACCGAAGCUAGCAGCGCCGUCCAGACAGACCUUUCUCAGUCAGCACUUUCUCAGUCAGCAACUACCAAACGGGGCUUAACUUGUUCUCUGUUGUAGCUGCAACAGAUAUCUAUCCAACAAACAUGAUGAAGAUUGGGGAGAAGAGGAAUUCAUUAUCUGCACACAUUAAACAGUGUUCCUAAGGAUGUGAUAGAGAAGGGCCAGAACCGAGUCAUGGAGGCAUCUCUUACACUCAUUCGUGAGAGGGCAAAACUUAAGGGAGAGCUAGUUCGUGCAUUAGGUGGUGCUAAAGCUUCAGCAUCUCUUCUUGGAGUUCCUCUUGGACACAAUUCAUCCUUUCUUCAGGGUCCCGCAUUUGCUCCACCUAGGAUUCGAGAGGCCAUUUGGUGUGGAAGCACAAAUGCCACCACAGAGGAAGGGAAAGAGUUGAAUGAUCCUAGGAUUUUAACAGAUGUGGGUGAUGUUCCUGUUCAAGAGCUUCGAGAUUGUGGAAUAGAUGAUGACAGAUUGAUGAAUAUCAUCAGUGAGUCUGUCAAACUAGUGAUGGAAGAAAGUCCAUUGAGGCCUUUAGUUUUAGGGGGUGAUCAUUCGAUAUCAUAUCCUGUAGUGAGGGCUGUGUCUGAGAAGCUUGGAGGACCUGUGGAUGUUCUUCACCUUGAUGCACAUCCUGAUAUCUAUGAUUGCUUUGAAGGAAAUAAGUAUUCACAUGCAUCUUCUUUUGCUAGAAUUAUGGAGGGUGGUUAUGCUAGGCGUCUCUUGCAGGUUGGCAUCCGAUCAAUAACAAGUGAAGGACGUGAACAAGGGAAAAGAUUUGGAGUUGAGCAAUAUGAAAUGCGCACAUUUUCAAAAGAUCGACACUUUUUGGAGAAUCUGAAACUUGGAGAGGGUGUUAAGGGAGUGUAUAUCUCAAUAGACGUUGACUGUCUUGAUCCGGCAUUUGCCCCUGGUGUUUCCCAUAUCGAGCCGGGAGGCCUCUCAUUCCGAGACGUUCUCAACAUUCUCCACAAUCUUCAAGCCGAUGUUGUUGGUGCAGAUGUGGUCGAGUUCAACCCACAACGUGAUACUGUUGAUGGGAUGACUGGCAUGGUUGCUGCUAAGUUGGUCAGAGAGUUGACUGCAAAAAUAUCUAAAUGAAGAAACCAGUUUGCUUGGUUUAUCAUUAAAAAUAAAUAUUAAUGAUGUAGCUUCAUUUGAGUUAUUCCGUUGGUUUAUUUCCUGUUUUUAAAUAUCAUAUCUGAAGAACUCAAGUUGAUCAUAGUGAAAACCAUCUUUACUAAUUUAGCUAA